This is a messenger RNA of Lepisosteus oculatus (spotted gar), 2130 nucleotides long. Its product is annotated as caspase-13-like. The record is from RefSeq and is a predicted model, not a curated record. Gene Ontology annotation, cellular component: NLRP3 inflammasome complex; AIM2 inflammasome complex; IPAF inflammasome complex. Gene Ontology annotation, molecular function: cysteine-type endopeptidase activity. Gene Ontology annotation, biological process: proteolysis; regulation of inflammatory response. Lineage: Eukaryota; Metazoa; Chordata; Actinopteri; Semionotiformes; Lepisosteidae.
AUCUUAUCUCUUAACUGAAAGGCAAAACCAAAGUUCAGUCAUUUAUCUAUGUAUAAAGUGGGAUUUCCAAAAGGUGUCUCCGGAAAAAAAAUCAUCUUGAUGCUUCUCUUACUGGAAGAGACACCAGUUUUCAUUACUGAUGGCGUCACACAAGGAAAUUAAGAAAACGGGUUGGGAGGACUUAAACUCUUACUCCCACUGCUGCAUUUAGAUUGUAAGGGCUACAGCCAGUCUCUGUGUAUUAUGGAGAAGAUGGAGCGAGCACCUGAUGUCCACUGGAGAAGGAAACUUAUCCGAGGGCCAAGGGAGAAAGAGUGGCUUAUAUUGGCAGGACCUGAGAGUCUGGCUUCUGAAUGGAUUGCCAAGAAAAAAUCUGAACUUGUGGAUCUACUUUCUAAGGACCCUGAAAAUGUUUUAAGCCUAACAUAUUCUAAAGGCCUGAUUACUCCAGCUGAAGGCCACUGGUUGAGAAAAUAUCCAGUCAAACACCAGAUGGCUGAACUGGUGGCAGUAAUCAUUCAUAAGAAAAAAUCCCUUACUUUCCUUCAGCUUCUAGCAGAACUGUAUGGAAAGGCAUACCGCAGACACUAUAGAUGGAUAAUGGCUGUUUGUUUAGAACAAAAGGAACCUCUGGAUGAAAACAGGACAACAGAACGAGCCAGGGACCCUGUGGACAAGCCAAACCUUUUUGUUAAGCCCUGUCCUCUGGAAACAAGGAGACACAUUCAGGACAGUCAGAGAGGGGAGAUCUACUGCAUCGGAGAGAAGAACAACCGAACCCGUCUGGCUAUUAUAAUCAACAACAUGAAGUUCAGGUUUGUGGAUAGCCGUGAUGGAAGUGAAGUUGAUACAAAACAAAUGAAGACACUGCUGGAGGCUUUGGAUUACAGAGUGGAAGUAGUGGAAAACAAGACUGCUGAGGAGAUGGAGAUGUGUCUAAGAUCAUUUUCCAAGCGAGAAGAACACAAGAUGUCUGACAGCACCUUCGUUGUGAUCAUGUCCCAUGGUACAGAGGAAGGGAUCUGUGGGGUUGAUUACAAUCCACAGCACAGCAGGAGCGAAACCAUCCUGACAACAAAGGCAAUAGGCAGGAUCUUCAGCAAUGACCAUAGCCUGAAUCUGGUGGGAAAGCCCAAGAUCAUUAUUAUACAGGCUUGCCGAGGAGACCACAAGGGCUUUGUCAUGAUCCCCACUAACAAAGGAGACGAUGAAGAGUGUUUGACAAAAUAUGACUCAGACAGUCCUUUAAACAAAAUUCAUAAGGAGAGUGACCUCGUCUUUUUCUGCUCAACCACACCAGGAACAAGAGCAUAUAGACACCGUAAAAAUGGAACAAUGUUCAUACAAAGGUUGGUGGAAACAUUCAGAAAUCAUGCUUGGAAUUUCCACAUUGAGGAUCUCUUUAAGAAGGUCCAGCGUUCUUUUCACAACUUUCCUCAACAACUGCCCUGCAAGGAAAGAACAACGUUGCUCAGAAACUUCUACCUCUUUCCCGGACACUGAGACUGCCUGAGAGUAAAUCUCCUUCGGCUCUGAGAUCUGAGCCCAUGUUACAAGACACCUGUGAUAAAGAAAGCUGUCUUUUGUGAAAAUAGUCAAACAACAAAUAUGCAAUAACAACAAUUAUUUUAAAAAGAUAGCCUUUAUUAACAACAAUAAUUGUAGUUUAAGAGACAGUUAAAUCCUUACUUCCUAAAAGAACACAUUACAACAUAUUCAUUGUUCCUGUUGUCAACAUUGUGUUGUCUGUUGCACUGUGUAUGUGCCGAGGGAUCAGUGUACGUAUGGAAAUAAACUAUUCUACUGCUCUACUAGAACUCAACGAAUGGUCAAAUAUUUAAAAUAAUUUUCCUGCACAUGUUUAUUUUUCAGUAUUUAUAAUGUAUUAAUAUUUUGUAAGGAAUGUAACUGCAUUGGUUUAGUGUUUUGACUCAUUGUCAUCAGUAUGUCUUGUAUUUUCUUUUUGAUUGUUUCACUUGAGUUUUACUCUGUAUUCUCAGAAAGCUCUUUCAACUGAAAUGUUUUGAACUUUGAAUUAAAAUGAAAUGCAUUUUAAACACUGAUCUGGAUCUGAGCCCUGAAAGAGUUGUAAAGCAUACAUUAAGAUUAAAUAAUUUGUGUUCUGAGCUG